UUCCUCCUGAGUCAGGCAGAGGAGAGAAAGCCGGCAGAGCAGCAGAGAAAGGAUCUCUUUGCGGAAAUGGGCCUAGAUUCCUGUGAGGCAGAGAAGACUCCGUUGGACGCCAGAGGGAGGCCACUGGGUGACAGACGGAUGCCCCCCAGACCUCCUCAUCCAUCUUUUCAUGAGAACGGAGGAGAAGCAGCAGCUGUGGAAACAGAUCUGGGUCCUCUGUGCUUUGAAGAUGUCGCUGUGUAUUUCACAGAGGAGGAGUGGGCGUUUCUGGAUCCUGACCAGAGAGCUCUGCAUAAGGAAGUCAUGGAGGAGAAUCGUGCGACUGUGGACUCUCUCAGUGGUGAUGGAUUGGAAAUUAUGAACAAGGGGAACCGUGACAACAUUCACACAGUGGGGAAGUUGUAUAAAUAUUUGGAGUGUGGAGAGAGUUAUAGUCUGAGCUCCCAUUCUACUUCCCAUAAAAUAUAUCCUAUUGGGAAAAAUCGUUAUCGGUACUUGAAAGAUGGUAAGACGUUUCGUCAGAAGACAUUUCUCACUUUCCCUAAAAGAACUCACAGCAGGGAGAAACCCCAUCAGUGUUUGGAAUGUGGGAAGAGGUUCAGUCACAGGGCUGUGCUCAAAGCCCAUCAAAGAAUUCAUACAGGGGAGAAACCGUAUAAGUGCUUGGAAUGUGGAAAGAGCUUCAGGCAGAAAGCUAAGCUUACAGAUCAUCAAAGAAUUCAUACAGGAGAGAAACCAUAUCAGUGCUUGGAAUGUGGGAAGAGCUUCAGGCGGAAAGCUAAGCUCACAGAUCAUCAAAGAAUUCAUACAGGAGAGAAACCAUAUCAGUGCUUGGAAUGUGGGAAGAGCUUCAGGCAGAAAGCUAAUCUCACAGCUCAUCAAAGCAUUCAUAUAGGGGAGAAACCAUAUCGGUGCUUGGAGUGUGGGAAGAGCUUCAGUCAAAAGAAUAGUCUCACUUUCCAUCAAAGAAUUCAUACAGGGGAGAAACCACAUAAGUGCUUGGAAUGUGGAAAGAGCUUCAGUCACAGGGCUGUGCUCAAGGCCCAUCAAAGAAUUCAUACAGGAGAGAAACCCUAUCAGUGCUUGGAAUGUGGGAAGAGCUUCAGGCGGAAAGCUAAGCUCACAGAUCAUCAAAGAAUUCAUACAGGGGAGAAACCAUAUCAGUGCUUGGAGUGUGGGAAGAGCUUCAGGCAGAAAGCUAAGCUCACAGCUCAUCAAAGUAUUCAUACAGGGGAGAAACCAUAUCAGUGCUUGGAAUGUGGGAAGAGCUUUAGUCGCAAGGAUAAACUCACUUCCCAUCAAAGAAUUCAUAUAGAGGAGAAACCAUAUCAGUGUUUAGAAUGUGGCAAGAGCUUCAAUCGGAAGGACCGUCUCAUAUCCCAUCAAAGAAUUCAUACAGGGGAGAGACCAUAUCAGUGCUUGGAGUGUGGGAAGAAUUAUAGUCGGAAGGAUAACCUUACUUCACAUGAGAGAAUUCACCGAGUGGAGAAACCAUAUCAGUGCUUAGAAUGUGGAAAGAACUUCAGUCAGAAGGGACAACUUACUUCCCAUCAAACAAAUCACCGUUAGGAGAGACCAUAUCAGUGCUUGGAAUGUGGAAAGAGCUUCAAAUGGAAGAAAAGUCUCACUUACCAUCAAGGAACUCACAGCAGGAAGAAUCAUGUUAUUUGAAGAUGGGUCUCAUAUGUCCUCUCAAUCUCCUCUUUUCCGGGCUAAGCCUUCCCAGCUCCUUCUAUCGUUCCUUAAAAGGCUUGGUUUCCAAAUGCUUGAUUAUAUUGGUCACCAUUCUCUGCACAGAUUCCAACUUCUCAAUAUCCUCCUUUGAUUGUGACAUCCAGAAUUGAGCACAGGACUCCAGGUGUGGUCUGACCAAGGCAGAAGGGAACAUAGUAUUACUUCCCAUGACCUGGACAUUAGACAUCUGUUGAGAUACCCUGAAAUAGCAUUAGCUUAUUUUUCUACUGACUCACCUUGUUGACUCAUGUUAAGCUUUUGGUGUCCUAAGACCCUUAGAUCCUUUUACAUGUGGUGUUUCCCAUAGAAUCAUAGAAUUGUAGAGGUCUAAUGGUCUUAGUGGACCACAAGCUGAGCAUGAGUCAACCGUCUGAUGGCAUCCAGCAUGGAAGGAGUGCCUCCGUUUUUCAGCAUUUUUAGUAGUCUAUAGCAGUCUCUGCUCUUUUUGCCUUCCCUGGGAGGAAGGCUGAGUGGAUGUCUGAAACUCAAUGUCAAACUGAAACUCAAUCCAGAUAAGACUGAGGCAGUUAGUGGGUGGUGCCCUAGACCAGAUGGGUGGGAGAUGGCCUGCUCUUAAAAAAAAUUAAAUUGGUUUUACAUAAAGUUAUACACGAUACCUGUAACCUUUCCAAAACAUAAACAGUAACAAGGUUCUUUCAGACCUUCCACCCCAUGGGUUCCAGUUCCAAAGAUGUUACCUUUUCCCUUUUCCCUGCAUCUUUUACCAUUAUCCAUCUCUUAUGUAACUAUAGUAACCAAAGUUCAGUUCACAUUACAAGUGUCAUUGCAUCCCUGCCCGUGAUUUUAACUGUCUACAGUAUCUGUCAAGUAUACUGUCAAGUAUACAAUAAAAUUAUUCCAGUCUUUUAAAAAUA
This is a messenger RNA of Podarcis muralis (Common wall lizard), 2609 nucleotides long. The record is from RefSeq and is a predicted model, not a curated record. Lineage: Eukaryota; Metazoa; Chordata; Lepidosauria; Squamata; Lacertidae.